AGAAGGCUUAGCAGCAGUCAGCCGUUCAUCUUCUUCCUACUACUCGUGUCCUCCUUGUACCUGUGACUGCAAUUCUCUACCCCUUCUCUCCAUCCCUCAAGGAUUAAGUAAUGCUUCCUUUUCAGAUUGUGGAAAGCAUGAUCCCGAAGUGGGUGAAGACACGGAGAAGAACUUCGCAGAGCUCUUGUCUGAGGAAUUAAAGUCGCGAGAAGCUGAAGCCUCUGAAAACCAGCACAAAGCCGACAUUGCACUGUUAGAGGCAAAGAGGAUGACAUCUCAGUACAUGAAAGAAGCAGAUAAGUGCAAUUCUGGGAUGGAGACUUGCGAGGAGGCCAGAGAAAAGGCCGAUGCGACCCUACUGGCACAGAAGAAGGUGACUGCAAUGUGGGAGUCGAGGGCACGCCAGAUGGGGUGGAAGGACAAGACUGCCAAGUCUCAAUGAAGCCCAUCAUGUACAUCUGAUUCAAAAUGUUUCCACUACGAGAUUCAGCUUCAAGGCUCUCUCAUUUCUGAAAGAUCAUGAAAAUUUCUCUCAUAACCCAAAAUUUAUUUCUUGUUUUGUAAUAUGUUAUAGGUAAAUAGGAGUAUAAUAUCAUUUGCCUUGUGAGUCUCUAC
Cuscuta epithymum is the source of this 615-nucleotide messenger RNA. Lineage: Eukaryota; Viridiplantae; Streptophyta; Magnoliopsida; Solanales; Convolvulaceae. The record is from the annotation of a GenBank genome assembly.